Perkinsus marinus ATCC 50983 is the source of this 600-nucleotide messenger RNA. RefSeq lists its product as hypothetical. The record is from RefSeq and is a predicted model, not a curated record. The transcript is spliced from 2 exons. NCBI's taxonomy places the organism in Eukaryota, Perkinsozoa, Perkinsida, Perkinsidae. Bases 1 to 600 code for a protein of 199 amino acids.
AUGUCCGUUCUCUUGACCUUCCGGGAUGGUGCCGGCCAAAGCGGAGUCCUCUACAAGUAUAGAGAAGGCGAAGGCCUCGAAAGGGUUAGCAGCGAGCCAGUCGAUGCGUUCUGUGUCAACUCGGUUCGGGGAUGCGUCUAUGCAUUUAGAGAUCAGCAGCUUUUGCGCAUACGCCACAGAGCCCCUCCAUAUAAGGUCGACCAUAUGUGGACAUUAUCGCCGGAUUGGUCGCCACCAGACUAUAUGAUGCGUGGCCAAGUACGACAAAUGGCGAUGGUGCAGAGCUCAAUGAUAGAGGAUCAUUUUAAAGAGAGGGAAGAGACAGCUCCUCCGUUGCUGGCCAUCGUGCGUCAUAGUUCACACAAUCAUACCUCUGAUUCUGAAGUGUUCUAUCUUGCAAGGUUGGAGAUAGUUGACUUGAAUAGAGGCGAAGUAGUGGUAUCGGUUGCAUGGUUGCAAACGCCUUGGUGUCCUAAUCUGGCUUAUGUGGAGCACACGAUAUACUUCCAAGCAUGUGGCCCUGCAAUCGAUAAAGUAGAUGCAUGUCUCGUCUAUGACGCGCCUUUCAGCAAAUGCAAAAAUAUGCGCAAAUUCAGUUGA